CCACAAAAAGACUUGGCCAUGACGACUUGACCUAUCAAAGACUGCGUCAAUUCAUCAUUUUCAGUUCUCAGUGCCAUAAUUCCAUCUUUUAAUUUCUGGCUCCAUGAUUUCAUUUCGGAUGAAACUAAAUGAUCCCUGUCUAUAAAAGCAGAUCCAGAAUCAAAGAAACUUUCACCAAUUUUCCUCCCAUUUCAAAGUAUAUAGUAGAUACUGAUCUCUUUGUCCCCAAUUCCAACAGUAUCAUGUCCAGUGAUCAGAACAACUCUGGUUGCCAUGAAGCUCCUAAACCCCCACAGGCUCCUCGGAAGUGGCUUACGGUUCUCUGCAUCGACGGCGGCGGGGUGCGGGGAAUCAUACCGGCUACGAUCCUGGAUUUCCUUGAAUCCAAACUCCAAGAACUGGAUGGACAGAGCGCGAGGAUCGCCGAUUACUUUGAUGUGAUUGCCGGCACAAGCACUGGCGGUCUUAUCACCACGAUGCUUUCGGCUCCUAACGACAAGAAAAGGCCCCUCUUUGCUGCCAAAGAAAUAAUCAGUUUCUAUUUAGAACACUGCCCCAAAAUUUUUCCACAGAAAAUUUGGUUCAUGUCUAAUAUCUUUCAUGCAAUCCAUCGUUGUAAGUACGACGGUCAAUACCUUCACUCUAUCAUCAAGAAGUUGCUAGGCGAGACACGCCUCAGUGAAACGUUAACGAAUGUUAUCAUCCCCACUUUUGAUAUCAAACUUUUGCAGCCAACCAUCUUCUCAACAUAUGAGGCAAAGACCGAUCCGUCAAAGAAUGCCUCUCUUUCCGAUGUGUGUAUUGGCACAUCUGCAGCACCAACCUAUCUUCCAGGGCAUUGCUUUACAAUCAAAGAGAAAAGUUAUAAUCUCAUUGAUGGCGGUGUAGCAGCAAAUAACCCUACCUUGGUUGCCACGACACAAAUAUGGAAGGAGGCCAUCGCUGGGAAUCCUGAUUUUUCGAGGUGCAGUCCUUUUAACUAUGACAAGUUGCUGGUCAUCUCGAUUGGAACUGGAUUGCCCAAACAAGAGGCAAGGUUUACUUCUCUACAAACCGCCAAGUGGGGUUUGCUUGGGUGGCUGUUCCACAGAGGGACUAUGCCCAUCAUCGACAUUUUUACUCAAGCAAGUGCAGACUUGGUUGACAUCCAUACUUCUGUUGUUUUCAAGGCACGCAAUACCAAACAUUACCAGAAGCAUUAUCUACGAAUACAGAAUGAUGCACUGACUGGAGAUGCUUCAUCAAUGGACAUAGCGACGACGAAGAACCUCGAGAAGCUGGUUGAGAUUGGCAAAGAGCUCCUCCAGAAGCCUGUGUGCAGGGUGAACUUGGAGACUGGACAAUUAUCUGAGGCAAUGGAUGGUGGAACCAAGCAAGUGGCUGAAACUAAUGCAGAGGCUCUCGCUCGUUUUGCAACCAAACUGUCAAGAGAAAGGAGCCGCAGGCAGAUGGGAUAAAUCUAGCUUUGUAUUGGUGGUGUGUGGCAAUUGUAUGAAUGGCUCAAAGUGUGCUUUCGACGAUGAAUAAACAUCUUCUUCCUCCUUCAA
Zingiber officinale is the source of this 1547-nucleotide messenger RNA. RefSeq names its product patatin-like protein 2. Gene Ontology annotation, molecular function: glycerophospholipase activity; monoacylglycerol lipase activity. The transcript has 6 exons. The record is from RefSeq and is a predicted model, not a curated record. Gene Ontology annotation, biological process: lipid metabolic process. The coding region runs from base 129 to 1457 and encodes 442 amino acids. NCBI's taxonomy places the organism in Eukaryota, Viridiplantae, Streptophyta, Magnoliopsida, Zingiberales, Zingiberaceae.